UUAAUACUCAUUAAAAUUGAACUAUUGCUCAUUAACAGUACACAAAUGCUCAAAUAGCAGAUCUCGCGAUUUUCAUAUUAUAUUACAAAAAUGUCAACGGCCGUACGGUGCUUACCGUACACCCGGCUGUACGGUGGACGGACUCACCUACUCGACGCUAAAGAAGCACCCCAACCGUCAAAACAAAGCAAAACAACAACCUUAUCUCGGUCACAUGAGCCGGAAACAAACCUCGGGACAAAGCCCGGAAAAGAAAAACAAAAACGAAAUCAACUAAUGGAUACCAGAGGAGAAGACCUGCCCACGCGAUUCACCAUGCCUGCCGAUCCAAAACCAACCUUAGCCGCCGCUCAAGAUUGCCACCGGUGCUUAGUGUUUGCAAACAAAUUUAAUUCCAAUUAAAAAGCGUUUCCUGCAACAGUGCAAGUGCAUGGCUCCCGAUUUGAUCAUAACUUAAAGUGGGAUAGAUCACCGAUGACUAAAUGUAAGCGCUAGCCACCAGCAGUUUUAUAAGUUGAGAUUUAUUUAUUUUGCAUUCACGAACUUCAUAAAAAUAAUUCUUACUUUUGGCAAGUAAUUCAAUAAUAACUUCUAC
Messenger RNA from Cuscuta europaea, 595 nucleotides. The record is from the annotation of a GenBank genome assembly. Lineage: Eukaryota; Viridiplantae; Streptophyta; Magnoliopsida; Solanales; Convolvulaceae.